Alosa alosa (allis shad) is the source of this 3043-nucleotide messenger RNA. Its product is annotated as gliomedin-like. The record is from RefSeq and is a predicted model, not a curated record. NCBI's taxonomy places the organism in Eukaryota, Metazoa, Chordata, Actinopteri, Clupeiformes, Clupeidae. The transcript is spliced from 21 exons. Gene Ontology annotation, biological process: signal transduction. Gene Ontology annotation, cellular component: cell surface. Bases 114 to 2711 code for a protein of 865 amino acids.
UCAUCUGUGCAGCCUCAGUACUGCUCACGACUGCCUGCCGCUUCACACGUGCUGCCCUCUCUCAGCUGUGGCCCACGCAGGACGAUCAUCGGGCAGUCAGACCUGACCCCAUCAUGAGGGAGGAGUGCUCUGCAGGGACACUGCGCUGGGUUCUGCCCGGUGUGCUUUUGGGCACGUGCAUCCUCACCCUGAUCAACUCCACAGUGCUGCUGCUGCUGCUGCUGCCGCGAAUGGCCGAUCUCUCCGCACGCCUGGACCACACAGACAGCCGCCUGCUGGAGUUACGCACCGCCGCCGGGAUCAGCCCCUCGGACGGGACCCCAGGAGGGCAGCUCAGGGCCCUGCUGGGGCAAGGAGGGCAGGAGCAGCGCAGCCGGGGCAAAAGGAGCCACAGCGGGCAGCAGGGUCAACACGCCCAUGGACACUGGCCAGCCGAUCAAGAUGCCAUGAUGAUGGUGACCUACUCCAUGAUCCCGACGAAGGUCUUCUCUGAUCUGUGCAACAGCUCCAGAGGCAUUUGUUUGACAGGCCCACCUGGACUUCCUGGUCCUGCAGGGCGAGAUGGAGCGCCUGGACUUCCUGGCCAGAAGGGAGAUGCUGGAGAGCAGGGCAGGAGAGGGAGACGGGGUCCCCCUGGAGAGAGAGGAGAGAGGGGCGAGAAAGGCGAGCGGGGAGAGCCAGGGUCACCCAGUCGGAAGGGCAAUUUCUCCAACGAGGUUUUCUUAGAGGGUCCCCCAGGCCCCAUCGGACCUCCAGGUUUACCCGGACCUCCUGGACCUCCUGGACCACCCGGAUCCCCGACCAACCAGACCAGCAGUGAGGAGGAGGUCCUGCUGUCCCAAUCUGGGGCAUGGCCUAUACCCACUUUCUCAGAAGCUGGGUUACAGACAGAGGCCAUCCGGAAAGUUCCUGAAGAAUUUCCCCUGAAGGAAACAGGAACCUCAGUCUCCCCAGGGCCUGGCACCAUGCAGGGACCUGGGACUUCAACCCCUAAAGAUGCUACUGCUACGUCGGCUGGGACUGCGUCCUCUAAAGAUGCUACCGCUACAUCUGCUGGGACUAUGACCUCUAAAGAUGCUACCACCACGCCUGCUGAGGAGAAUUUGUCCAUCGUCCCAGUCAGGGCUGCAUCCAUCCCACUAUCCCACACAGUGACUGACGAGGCUUUGAUACAAACUCAAGAGACACCUCUGCAGAAACCAGACCUGCUUACAACAGACCCAAGACCACAAACAGCAUCAGACACUCUUGAAGAAAUGCCUACAGUGCAAUCAGUCGGGCCUUCUCCCACCCCAGUAGAAGAGGCUCUGAAGGGGACAUCCAUGGAGAAGGUGUCUGAGACCCCAGUGGAUAGUGCCGACUUGUCCUCCACAGCUGGCCCAGAAAAGGACUCAGGAACAAGAACAGGGUUCCAAACAACACAGCAAGCCGAUGAAGCAACUGCUGUGGACAUCUCAGCUGUCAACAGAAAUGAUGGUUUUCAAGAAACAGUCAGAGAAAGUCCAGUGGAAAUGCCUUUACUGAAAACAGCGCCCCCCACGGACGGCCCAGGAAAUGAUGUGACCGAGGCAGUUUUUCCACCUUUAAAGGAGAUCCCAUCAGCAUCACCAGGUGGCCUGCUUCCACAGAUGGUGGUGGAGUUUUUCCACAACAUGCUGGAGAAUGCAGGCUGGUCUACAGACACCCGAGGAGAAAAAAUCGUGAGAGGGGACAGUACUUCAGAGACACCAGCCAUCCUUUUCUCUGGUUCAACGCAAGGCUCACCAACUCAGGCAGAAACUGAGACUAUCAGACCUACGCCACAGCGGAAUAUCCGACCUACACCACAGCAGGAUACAGGUUUAUCCACUGCCUUCCCCCGAGACGAAAUCCAAACGGACAAGCCUGUGCUCUUCGGAGGUGCCAAAAAGAAGACCAAGAAGGGAACAGAGUGUGUGAUCAAAGUGAUCUCCUGCCAGACGAACGUUUCGGCCACUCAGAACACCUACGGGAGUCUGCUGGUGGAUGCAGCCCAGCGGGGGGACGCACGCCUUUGGGUGGCAGAACACUUCUCCGGCCGGAUGCUGGAGGAGUACGAGAGCAUGGAACACUUCAGCAGGAGGAUCCACAGCAGGGUGUUUGAUGUCAGGAAGUUCUACCAGGGCUGUGGACAUGUGGUUCACAACGGCUCCCUCUACUUCCACAUCGCCGGCAUCCACAGGACUGCCAGGUUUGAUCUUCGGACCAGGAAGUUACAGACGCUGGCAAUGGAGGGAGCCCUUUUCCAUGAGCUGUCGUAUCUCUUCCAUAACUCCAAGACCUACUUCAAGUUUGCUGUGGAUGAGGUUGGCCUAUGGCUGAUCUUUGCGUCCAGUGUUGAUGACACCAUCAUGGUGAGCCGGAUUGAGCAGCAGUGGUUUUCCGCCCUCACCCCCAUAAACACCUCCUACUCAAGACACUUGGCAGGCAACGCCUUUAUCGCCCACGGAGUGCUCUAUAUGACCGACCCUGAGGACAGGGGCAUCACCUUUGCAUUCGACCUGCUGGAGAGAAAGCCUAUUCGGGUGCAGCUGGUCCUGCGGCCAGCAGGGGGCGUUCUGGCCAUGCUCUCCUACAGUCCUCGACACAAGAGUCUGUACAUGUGGGACAACAGCACAGUGAAAACAUGCAGUGUGCGCUUCUCAUCCGAGCAGUGUAUCAGGUCAUGGCCUCUCAGAGGACUAAUACGUUAGUGUUUGGACGCUGUGUGUAUGUAUUACUGCUUUCGGAAAUUACGUUUGUGAGGUUUAACCCAACCUGUGUAUCAUGCGAAGCCACCAAAGAUUGAACACUUGAACUAUACAUUGCAACAACAAUCAACAAAAAAAAUAUAAAUAUAUUUUUAAAUGUUUAUAUUUAUGUAUAUAUUUUACACAUGUUGUCAAAGACAUACUAUUGAUAACUAACAGGUAGAAGACACAUUUGUAGAGUUGUGAGUCCUGUAGAUUGUAGAGUUUGAUGAAACAAUGUAAUGAAUUCAGCUUUGUGAACUUUGGGACUGACUAAAUGCCUUUGGAAACAGCCA